Molecule: messenger RNA, 2312 nt
Organism: Fukomys damarensis (Damara mole-rat)
Lineage: Eukaryota; Metazoa; Chordata; Mammalia; Rodentia; Bathyergidae
Product: secreted and transmembrane protein 1
Exons: 8
Coding region: 683-1411 (242 amino acids)
Biological process (GO): immune response
Molecular function (GO): cytokine activity
Source: RefSeq, a predicted model, not a curated record
CGAGACCUGGUUGCUGGGCCUGCAGGUCUUCCGUGUGAUGGGCUUCCAUGAUACCACUGUCUACCUGUGGAAGAUGACUCCAACUCAGGCCCUGAGCCGUCUAGGAGAGUGCUGGAGAGUGCUACUGGAUAUCAAAUAUGAAGGUCCAGGAGUCAGCCAAGCUGCAGGACCUGCUCCGCUACCCACUAGGCAUCCAGGAGAGAACACAAGAUGGAGCUGCGACAGCCUUUGUCACAAUCCAGUUAUGAAGCCCUCAAAGGAGCCUGCACUGUUCCAGACACCUGGGAUAGAUCAGAGCACACAGCAGAUGCCCCGUGGGGACAGGCUGAGUGAGGUGGGUGUGUGGCCGGAGCUGGAAGCUGAAGGACUGUGGGGUCAUCAGGUUGGAUGUGAGCAGAGGACCCCACCAUCGGUCUUGCCCGUCCUGGCCCUGUUCAUGGGUCCAGACACUGAGGAAAUGUCGCUCACAGCCCAGCAUUUCCUCAUAGGUCCUGCGUGAGCCAGGGCUCAGGGGUCUCUUCCCAGAAGAGCUGAGUCAGUCUGGGCCUCUGCUUCCUGAGGACCAUCUUGUAGGCCUACGUGGAAGCUGCCUGGCCCUUCUUGGAACCAGGGCUGCGCCAACGGAUGUCCAUAGCCUUUGCGCUGGUUACAGGACAGAGGCCCCAAGUGCCAACCAGCAGCCAUGGGCACCAGCCCCUCAGCCCCACCCCGGCUCGUCUUCAGGGUGCUCAGGGCCUUCCUGCUCCUGGCCCCCUCCCUGCGUGCUCAGCAUACAAGGUGGGACAACCCCACCUGCACGGAGGGCGUGGUGUCCGUGCCCAGGGGCGGGAGAGCCGUGAUGGCCUGCAACAGCUCCAACGCCUUCACCCACAUCCACAUCCUGCUGAGCGCCCACGGCGAGACCAGGCUCAUCUUCACAGAGCAGACCCCGGGAAGCUUCUCCCGGCAAGGGUGGCAGCUCCAGGUUCGAGGGGGCCAGGCCCAGCUGGUCAUCCAAGCUGCCCAGGAUGCCCACGCAGGGCAGUACCGCUGGCAUCUUCGGGGACUGCAGAGAUACAACAGGGUCACUGUGCUGAACGUCUCAGAGCCCCAAGACCAGGAGGAGGAGCCAGGUGCAGCGCUGUCCGAGUCUUCCUGGGGUGUUUCACCCCUGCUGCCAGGGUCUGAGCCUGGCCUGACCUUGCCUCCCUCCGAUCCUGUGAGCCAGAGUCGAGAGGGAGCUGAGCACUGUGCACCUGGAGUGUGGACCUCAGCCCCGGGGUUCACACAGCAUGGCACCCUCUGGGCUCCAGAUCGGCCAUGGCUGCCACGGGGAGAGCUGCAGGCCCUGUCACCUACUGUCAGGAAGGAGAGAAAGCCUGUGUGCUUGGACAGUUCACAGGGGACACAGACAGGGGACAAGGAGGUAUGAGAAAGACAGUCUUUCUGUCCAAAGGGAUAUUUCAGAUAACUCCAUUUUAUACAACUCUCCUUUUCUAAAACCCUAUUUCUGUAAAAUGUACAUGUACUUGUGUCACCAUUUCUUAGAAAGGCAACGUAAGACAAAAGGCCAAACACCAGUCCACUUGCCAUACAUUUUUGCGUGUAACAUAGAGAUUUGUGAGUCACAGGAUCUGUUCUGCCCAGCAACUGCAACUCAUAAGAAUUCACCAAUCAGGUUAGACUGUAAGGCUAGGCCCCCAGCAUGGAGCAUCAGGGAAUAAAAACCCAGCAGACUCCUUAGUGUGCUGCCUGGCUUUGUUCAGCCUGCCACGUACCCUCUGCAGAAGAAAAGCAUUGCCAAAGGAUUUUCAAAGGCCUGGUUUCUUUUGUCCUGUUUGCAGCAUCAGGAAAUUUAUGUCCAACAAAGGGGCUCAUGUGGGAGCGGGGUAGGAAGAGCGGGAGCAUCCUGGGCCUCUCAGUCACUCACACAGGAACAGGAGACAGACCCCGGUCCCCAGGCCCCCAGUCCUGUGCUCCUAGCUGCUCCUUCUGCUCUCUCACCUUGCUCCACAUGUGGGAACAUCUCAAAUUGCACCCCCUGCCUCUGAUCAGGAGCUUGGGUACCUUUCCUCCUGCCAGACCCCAAAGACCUGGUGCCUCCAUGCAAUCCCUGGGUCUUGCAGCUUUGCUGCAGGUGGAUCUCAGGCCCACCAGGCAGGCAAACCUCCAGCCAGGGAAGGACCCAGGGGCCAAGAUGGGAGGGGAGGCCUGAGAGGCUGUGCUACACCACGCCCACCACCAGUGGGCAGAGCGGGCCUACUGCAGGGAGCCCUAGGGAUGAGGUGGGAGGAGGGACAGAUGCUUUGCUGGGGCCCCAACCUCCAGCCCCA